AUGCGCUACCACCUCCUCAAAGGAUCCGAGUUCACAAAGCGAACCAGGCGGCGUGCUGUUGCGGGAUUGCGGCGACUCAGGCAGCGGCUUGACGCGCAGAUUCCAGCGAAAGACUCAGAACAACAUUUGCUCCUUGCGACGUGGAACAUUCGUGAUCUUACCAAGACUAGUCGGCGGCGCUUGCCUGAAUCCCUGUUCUAUCUUGCUGAGGUAAUUUCACGCUUCGAUAUCGUGGCAAUCCAAGAGGUGAAUGCGCUCAAAGAGUGGGAGCGCAUCAUGUACAUCUUGGGUCCUGACUGGGACUACAUCGCAACUGACGAAGCUGACCGAGAGAACGGUGGCAACGGCGAGCGGCUGACCUACGUGUUUGACCGCCGAAAAGUUAGUUUCCAAAACAUUGCUGGUGAGCUUGUGUUGCCGCCAAGUGCUUUGAUUUCAGCGGAAACCAAGACAGGAUUGCAGUUCGCCCGAACACCGUACGUGGCACUCUUCCAGUCAGGUUGGUUCAAGUUUGCACUCUGUACCGUGCAUAUCUAUUUCGGUAAGAACUAUGGGGAGAAGCUGGAGCAGCGGCGUCUUGAGAUUGAAGCAGUUGCGCGCUACUUCGGAACCAAAUCGGCGAAAGAGUUUAGUGAGCAUGAGCGGACGCUAAUUUUGCUCGGGGACUUCAACAUCAUCUCGCCGAAGCACAAGACGAUGGCGGCGCUCGAAGGGCAGGGGUUCAAAAUCCCGAAGGCACUCCGAAAGAAGCCAAGCAACAGCAAGAAGACCAGCCACUACGACCAGAUCGCCUUUGGUACGCGCCAGGAAGUGUUGGAGUUCGUGGAUCGUUUUUGUGACGAUCCACGUGACUGCAAUGCCGGCGUGUUUGAUCCGUUUGAGUCAGUCUAUCGAGCGGAGGACGAGGAACGGUACCUGAAAGAACAGAACGGUGACCAACGAGCUUUCGAGACAUGGCGUACCUAUGAGAUCUCGGAUCACCAGGCAAUGUGGGUCCGACUGCAGGUCAAUAGCUCGGAGGAGUAUUUGAAGAGCCUUGGAGCGAUAUCAUGA
Chondrus crispus (carragheen) is the source of this 1053-nucleotide messenger RNA. RefSeq lists its product as hypothetical. The record is from RefSeq and is a predicted model, not a curated record. NCBI's taxonomy places the organism in Eukaryota, Rhodophyta, Florideophyceae, Gigartinales, Gigartinaceae. The transcript has a single exon. The coding region runs from base 1 to 1053 and encodes 350 amino acids.